Messenger RNA from Vitis riparia (riverbank grape), 897 nucleotides. RefSeq names its product high mobility group B protein 1. The record is from RefSeq and is a predicted model, not a curated record. The transcript has 8 exons. Bases 123 to 632 code for a protein of 169 amino acids. Lineage: Eukaryota; Viridiplantae; Streptophyta; Magnoliopsida; Vitales; Vitaceae.
CGACUAGUCCGGUCGCCCUAUCAAGUCCACUCAGUCGAUCAUACCCUAUUCGAUAUUCUGUUUGCUUCGGUUCUCCGUUUUGGGUCUUCUCUGUUUCUCAAACAGGAAUUUCUCUUCUAAACAUGAAGGCUGCCAAGGGUAAGGGGGCAGCAAGGAGGGACACAAAGGAAGCAUUGAAGCCUACUGAAGACAGAAAGGUUGGGAAGCGAAAGGCUGCUGUUAAGGCAGAAAAGAGUAGCAAAAGAGCGACCAUGAAAGACAAAAAGGCCAUGAAAGACCCCAACAAACCAAAGAGGCCUCCCAGUGCCUUUUUUGUAUUCCUUGAGGAGUUCAGAAAGGUCUUCAAAAAGGAAAAUCCCAAUGUGAAGGCUGUCUCAGCUGUUGGGAAAGCUGGCGGAGAGAAGUGGAAAUCCUUGUCUGAGGCUGAAAAAGCUCCAUAUGAGGCUAAAGCUGCAAAAAAGAAGGCUGAGUAUGAAAAAAUUAUGAAUGCUUACAACAAGAAGCAGGAGAGCACUGCUGAUGAUGGUGAUGAAGAAUCUGACAGGUCAAAAUCUGAAGUGAACGAUCAAGAUGAUGAGGGGAGUGCAGAGCAGGAGGAAGAGGAUGAGGAGGAGGAUGAUGAUGAAGACUGAACUUGCAUGCUUUCUGAAUUGGUCAUUCUGGCUGAUCCAGUGCAACAAUGCUGCAUUCUGUAUGUUAACACUUACAGUUGUGGUGCUUCUUGAAACAGGAAAAGAAGCACCUUGUGCCAUUUUAUCUUCUUAAGUUAUUUGUACACUUUGCAUCAGCUCUCUUCUUUGGUUGAAUAUAGUAUUCUAGGUUCCCACAAUGCAUGUCCUGGAGUUCUGUUUGAGUUCUUAUCUUCAAACGAUUAAAGCCAAAUACAUCUUUUUAUCA